Molecule: messenger RNA, 2852 nt
Organism: Cyprinodon tularosa
Lineage: Eukaryota; Metazoa; Chordata; Actinopteri; Cyprinodontiformes; Cyprinodontidae
Gene: ap1m3
Product: adaptor related protein complex 1 subunit mu 3
Exons: 12
Coding region: 154-1425 (423 amino acids)
Biological process (GO): vesicle-mediated transport; intracellular protein transport
Cellular component (GO): clathrin adaptor complex; clathrin-coated vesicle
Molecular function (GO): clathrin-cargo adaptor activity
Source: RefSeq, a predicted model, not a curated record
AACGCGCAGACAGAACAGCGCGCUGCUGAGAGACCAGCGGAGGAGGAGGAGGAUGGGAGCGACUUCUUCUCCCAUUUAUAUCCAUAUCCUACAGUAGACCCACACAUCACACCCUCUGGUUCUUGUGCUUUAUUUAUUUUUUUCUUCAUCAAGAUGUCCGCUUCAGCGAUAUUCAUCCUGGACCUGAAGGGAAAGGUUUUGAUAUGCCGUAACUACAUGGGCAACAUGGACAUGAAUGAAAUCGACCACUUCAUGCCCAUGCUGAUGAAGAGGGAGGAGGAUGCUGAAAUGACACCACUGGUCAGCCAUGGCUCAUCCCAUUUCCUCUGGAUCAAACACAGCAACCUUUACUUGGUGGCAAUGACAAAGAAGAAUGCCAACGCUGCUCUUGUGUACUCCUUUCUGUAUAGAAUAGUUCAGGUAUUUAAGGAGUAUUUUAAGGAACUGGAGGAGGAAAGCAUUCGUGACAACUUUGUGACAGUUUAUGAACUAAUGGAUGAAGUGAUGGACUUUGGAUUUCCCCAGACAACUGAGAGCAAGAUCCUUCAAGAAUACAUCACCCAGCAGGGGCAUAAGCUGGAGGUAGGGGCACCUCGGCCACCUGCCACCGUCACCAACGCUGUUUCCUGGCGGUCAGAGGGCAUCAAGUACAGGAAGAAUGAAGUUUUUAUGGAUGUUAUAGAAUCCGUAAAUCUCCUGGUGAAUGCCAACGGCAGUGUCCUGCGCAGUGAAAUAGUGGGCAGCAUAAAGCUCAAAGUCGUCCUAUCAGGAAUGCCAGAACUCAGACUGGGCCUCAAUGACAAAGUGUUGUUUGAGCUCACCGGCAGAGAGAAGAGCAAGACGGUGGAGUUGGAAGACGUAAAGUUUCAUCAGUGCGUCCGUCUGUCGCGCUUCGAGAAUGACCGUACCAUUUCUUUCAUUCCCCCUGAUGGCGAGAGCGAGCUCAUGUCGUACCGCCUCAAUACAACAAUGAAGCCUCUUAUAUGGAUCGAGAGCGUUAUUGAAAAGUUUUCUCACAGCCGUGUGGAGAUCAAAGUAAAGGCUCGUAGUCAGUUUAAGAGCCGCUCCUCUGCCAACAAUGUGUCCAUUAUGGUGCCGGUGCCCAGUGAUGCUGACUCACCCAAGUUCAAGACCAGCACUGGCAGUGCCAAGUGGGUGCCUGAGAAGAGUGCUGUGCAGUGGAACAUCAGGACUUUCCCUGGUGGGAAAGAGUACGUGAUGCGGGCACACUUUGGGCUGCCAAGUGUAGAGGCCGAUGAGUUGGAAGCAAAGAGACCGAUCACUGUCGAUUUUGAGAUCCCUUAUUUCACCGUCUCUGGGAUUCAGGUGCGCUACCUAAAGAUCAUAGAGAAGAGUGGUUACCAGGCUUUGCCAUGGGUGCGCUACAUCACACAAAGUGGAGAUUACCAGCUCCGGACGAACUAAAGGGCACAGCAGCUGCUGCUAGACGAAUAUGUAGUUUCUCCUUCUGCCUGUCUCCAUCUUGUCUGUCUCCAUUUCUCCAGUUUGGAGUCAGCAGAUGACAGCUGAGGGCAAGAACAGGAGGACGUCUGAACAUUUUCUCCACUGUAAAUGGAAACUAGAAGUCAGGUCAUCUGCAACUCAAAGAUGGAAGAAGUGUUGUUUCACCUUUGACCUAGAAUUCAUCUACUGGUUGUUCAAGACUUUACUGAAACAUUUUCAUCACAAUAAUAAUAAAUUGUAAAGUCAGACUUUUGCUCCCAGUGCCCUACAUUUAAGUUUAAUUCAUUUCAUAAAUAUUUCACAAAUUAACAGGAUUUUUAACGUCCCAUUCCGCUAACUUGAUUAAGGGCAUAGCUUCAGUAAAAAUAUAAAAGAGCUUUAAGUGUUGCACAAGAUAUCAUCUUUAUUAUAUAAUCAAACUGCAAUGUGAUUUAUUUUCUCUUGUUUGUAGCAUGUAAUUUACGUGAUUACAUGGUGCAAGAGUAGCUCAGUUCUAAGACACGUUUUUAUUUCCAAACGGGACACGAAUAAUGAAGAUUGGUGAUGUGAUAAAAUUGGAAACAAUCUUAUUCUUAGUCUUAAUUCUUUAGUGGAGAAAAUAAUGUGUUCUUUUAUGUAGGAUCAUAAACACAGCUUUAAAUUGGUUGACUUACACUGCCAUGACCCUCAUCUCCCUUUAUAUUUGUCAUUAACACUUGUAUCACCAUAAAACUUUGCUCUGAUACAAUUUUAUCUUGUAUAUAUGUAUUCUACCUGAACCGCAAUACAAGUUUAGGUCCCUGGAAAUGACUGCCAUCACAAAAGGCACUGUGAACAUAAUCCUCUGUGCAAUGAACCCAACACCAGCCACCAGUUCAAUGAUUAAUAAGGCACAAUAUUGUCAGAGGCAUUGACUGUAAGAUAAAACCGAAGACUUACUGGGGUUGUAACUGUGUCCCUGUUGUUUAAAUCAGCUUUACGGCUUUGGGACUCUCCAGGAAGAAGCAUAGGGGGAAAAAAUUCUUAAUGUUAUAUCUUGUUUAUACUGCAAGUUUCAGUCCACUUUGGAUUCAAGAAUCAAAGAACAAAUAGGAUUAAUGAAGUUUUAACAGUGUCACAGCAGAGAUAUAAAAAACAACAACUUUUCUUUGCAAAGUUUUGAUUUUAUAAAUUGUCAUUUUUUGAGAUCAUUCUAUCAACUCAUGACUCGCCGUGUUAUUUUGAAUCACAUUAUAUCAGAUGAAUUGUUCAAAAUAGUAGUUUUUAGGAUGUGUUUUAUAAAGGCCUGUAUUAGUCAUCUGCACAAAAAUAGGUGGGGAUUUUUUGCUAUUGUGUCAAAUUUAUUUAUCGACUGCUUGUCCAUAGGAAACAAAGGGAUAUAUUUGAAAUAAACAUUUUUUGUAACCUGU